Neurospora tetraspora is the source of this 309-nucleotide messenger RNA. RefSeq lists its product as uncharacterized. Lineage: Eukaryota; Fungi; Ascomycota; Sordariomycetes; Sordariales; Sordariaceae. The coding region runs from base 1 to 309 and encodes 102 amino acids. The transcript is spliced from 2 exons. The record is from RefSeq and is a predicted model, not a curated record. Gene Ontology annotation, molecular function: oxidoreductase activity.
AUGGGGUUGGGGGGACUUUUGAUGGGUGAUCUCUUCCAGUGGCCGGCUGAUCCCAUCUUCUACCUCCACCAUGCCAACCUCGACCGUCUGUGGUGGUCGUGGCAGAAGCGGAACUUGACUACCCGCUUGAAGGAUAUUUCAGGCCCGAGUGUGAUGAUCGAUCCUACCAGUCCCCCGGUUACCCUGGACUUCCCGAUGACACUCGGUGUCAGUUAUGAGCAGGGCACCAUCGGUGAUGUGAUGGAUAUUCUGGGCUGUAAAGAGACGGGUAUCCUUUGCUAUGACUAUGAUAAGGUGUACACCCUUUAG